Messenger RNA from Vespa crabro (European hornet), 3251 nucleotides. Its product is annotated as aquaporin-like. Gene Ontology annotation, molecular function: water channel activity. The transcript is spliced from 5 exons. Lineage: Eukaryota; Metazoa; Arthropoda; Insecta; Hymenoptera; Vespidae. The record is from RefSeq and is a predicted model, not a curated record. Gene Ontology annotation, biological process: transmembrane transport. Gene Ontology annotation, cellular component: plasma membrane. Bases 347 to 1180 code for a protein of 277 amino acids.
GACGAACUGUUCGGUUAUCCUCUUUGUUUGCUCUUCUGCCUUCUCCUUUUCCCUUUCUCUUUGUUUUCAAUUCUCCCCUCUCUAUUUCUCUGACUUACUCACUCACUCAUUCUCUCUUUCUCUUCGAUACAAUUCUCCGUCGUCUUUUCUUACAGUCCCAGUGUUACUCUCUUCAUCUCUCUGUCUCUUUCUCUCUCUCUCUCUCUCUCUCUCUAUUUUCUUAAGUGCAUCCUUAUUAUUUUUUUUUUUGUUUUGUUUCGCGCGUCUCAACAAUUUGCUACAUAUUUCCUACUACUGGAUUUCUUUUUGGUUUGCAACGAAAUUUAUCGUCUCGAAGAUUUCCAUAAUGACGUCAAAUAAUUUACGAACAGAUUUUAGAAAGCUGAUUCAAGAGGAAGGUUCUGUUAAAAAAACCAUCAUCACUGGAUUAGCCGAGAUGAUGGGUACAUCAAUAUUGUUGUUCCUUGGAUGCAUGGGAUGUGUUAGCGGUCUUGGUAUCAUCCCACCUCAUUUACAGAUCACAUUAAAUUUUGGCCUAAGCGUUAUGAUCGUUAUACAGUGCUUUGGACACAUUAGUGAAGCUCACGUUAAUCCUGCCAUCACAGUCGGUUCAGUGGUACUCGGCAAGAAAACUAUCCCAGAGGCCUUGGUUUAUUUGUUGGCUCAAACGUUAGGCGCCGUCUCGGGUUAUGGCAUGUUAAGGGUGGUUACACCUAAGGAGAACUUAACAUUGGGAGGAUUAGAUGAUGCCGACAAAUUAUGCGUCACCGAUUUACACCCAAAUGUAUCAGCGAUUCAAGGACUUUUAAUCGAAAGUUUAUCUACUUCGGUUUUGAUGUUGGUCACCUGUGCACUUUGGGAUUCGAGAAAUGCAAAGAAUACGGAUUCUGUGCCGUUAAAGUUUGGUUUUACGGUUGCAACUUUAGCCACAGCAUUUGGCCCUUAUACUGGUUGCAGUAUGAAUCCAGUUAGAUCGUUGGGACCAGCUAUUUGGAACAAUCAAUGGAAUCAUCAUUGGAUAUAUUGGUUUGGUCCAAUUGGAGGUGCUUUAUUAACUUCGAUAUCUUAUCGCAUGAUUUUUGGUGUUCGACAUUCAAUGGAAGAGGAAAAUAUACCUGAAAGAGUAGCUCUUAAUAGCAUCGAUAUUUCCCAAAAAACAGAAAUUAAAGAGCAACCUUGACUUUACUCCCUGGAAUAAACUCUCAUGGAAAUUGGCCAAACUACUAUCGUCCGCCAUUUUGAACGACGUCCUUUUCGAGAUUCUCGAAUGUGUAAUGUUCAAAAGACAACAGGGAAAUGCCAAGAAAGUUAGCAACGAAAUGGGACGGUCUGUUCAAUAGUCACUGGCCUACUAACGAAGUAGCAACGUUAAAGAAGAGAUGAUAAAACUUACAAGUCUCAAUAAUUGUUGGAAAUAAGUUAUUCCAUUGUAAUAAUCAUACGAUAUCUAAUACUCGUAAGUCGUUUUGACUUGCGUGGACUGACGAAAAAUCAUUUUUCAUAACGAGUUUAUGGAAUCUUUUUUUUUUUUUUUUCAAUUCAUCUCAAUCUCCUUCUCAUCGUUUAGAUUUUUAAAAAUCAUUAAUCUUUCUUGCCUUUUUUUUCUCUCUCCUUUUUUUUUUUUUUUAACAAUAACGAACAAAUUCAUUCGCGCAAAACAGGAUUCACUAAUAAUGAGAUAUUAUUAGAAAUAUAUAGAAAAUUUUAUAUCUAAUUUAAUCGUAAAUUGUACGUAAUUUUGUUAUUACUGAUCAUAAUUCGAUGUUUCGACGAUCGAUUCAUUCGAAUGAUAGAAGGAAUACGUAUUAAAUAUGUAAGCGCACGAUAUUUCGGUCAAUAUUUCUUUUUUUAUUUGACUCGUAAUUUUUCUUUUUUUCUUUUUUUUUUUCAAAGUAGAUUCCAAUAUAAAACAGUGCACGCUAAAUAAUUAAAAUAUUGCUACGCUAAACAAUGAGAUACGUUCGUACGAUUCUUUUAUUUCCUGUGUUUCUCGUUAGUAUUAUUUGUAUACUAUCUGCUUAAAUUAUCACCUGAUAAACUCAUAUACUCAUUCAACUGCAUUUUUCUUUUUCUUUUUUUUUUGUUCUUUUCUAUAUUUUUUCCUUGGCCAUUUUUUUUUUUAUAAAAGAAAUUUUUAACCGACGAUGAAAUAUUGUAUUUAAGAAGCAUUUGUUGUAUUUCUUUCUCUUUUUUCUUUUAUUUUUUUUUUUUUUUUUUUCUGUUAGUCCUGACGAAUAAAGAACGUUAUUUUUAAUUAAUGUUUAAGACUAAUUAAGUUAUACAUCUUGUACAAAUUUUCUUAAUGCAUUGAAAUUCAGGAAAACGCAACAAUUUUUUACUUAUUACGAGAUUAUCCAAUUUUUGAUUUGCCCUUGUAACAAUGUGAAUAUUCAACGAUCAUGUAAUCACGGUUGCAUUGGUCGAAGGCGCAAUUGUUUUAUUUAAGCUUCUUAAUUUGUUUGAAGGCAUUAAAAAAAAAAGGAUCUAUAAUUUGAUGACGAGAAAUUAAAAAAUAUAAAAUACAUACAUGCAAUAUUUACAAGUGAAAAAUUAUUUGCAAUUAAAUUAUUACGCUUUACUUAGAAUUCAAAUUUUGUACCAUUUUCAGUGCAAUAUUCUUUAAAAAUGCCAAAUGAAAUAUUCACGUAUAUAGUUAUUUUAAUACUUUAAAUUAUUCGUGCAAUGAAAAAGAAAAAUCAAAUUGCUUUUAGCUUGCCAAAUAAUAAAAUAUUUCACGCAAUUCGUAUCCUCGGGAAUAAGGUUAUCGUUAGAUUUUAAAAAGAUGAGAAAAUAAAAUGGUUGGAAUUCGAUUAUGAGAAGGAAAACAUUUCCUUUUUUUUUUUUUUUUUUUUUUUUUUUUUAUCACGAAAUCUCACAUGCGAAUUUAUUUGUAUGUGUGGUGUAUUAAACGAUUUUACGAACGUUACGUAGCAACGUUCAAAUUCGAUGGUGGAUUGUUAAUUUGCUCGUUUUUAUCGUUCACCGUGUGACCAAUCCGAUCGAUAAAGAGAGAGAGAAAGAAAGAGAGAAAGCUCAGCUUUUAACCAGAAACAUAAAAUCAUGUAUUUUACGAGAUUUUCUCUUUCUCAAAUUCUGCUCUCUCUUUCUUUCUUCAUCGAAAUCACCCUCAAGCGACUACUUGUAACAAUAACUUUUAUUCGUACCAAUGCGUUAUCAUCAUCUCUAAAAAUUUGAUAAAGCAUUUGAAUUACGCGCGUCAUAAAAAGUAAAUGGCCUUGGUAACAAUUUUA